Messenger RNA from Octopus sinensis (East Asian common octopus), 3686 nucleotides. RefSeq names its product prostacyclin synthase-like. Lineage: Eukaryota; Metazoa; Mollusca; Cephalopoda; Octopoda; Octopodidae. The record is from RefSeq and is a predicted model, not a curated record. Gene Ontology annotation, biological process: bile acid biosynthetic process; cholesterol homeostasis. The transcript is spliced from 4 exons. The coding region runs from base 101 to 1660 and encodes 519 amino acids. Gene Ontology annotation, molecular function: oxidoreductase activity, acting on paired donors, with incorporation or reduction of molecular oxygen; heme binding; steroid hydroxylase activity.
GUUUUUAUUUCUUUACAGAUUUCACUCGCACGAAUCCUUCUGUGCGCUCUGAAGUCGGUUUGUCACUUGGAGAUCGUCAUUUAAGAAAAAAACUCUCAAGAUGUUUAUCUACCUGUUGGCCCUCGUUGUUAUCUUAUCUAUGGCCUACUACAAACGCUUUUGUUACAGAAGAAGGCGGAAGGGUGAACCCCCAAUUGUCCCCGGUCACAUGAUAUGGGGAAACGGUGAGCAGUUCAAGAACGAUGCCAUUAAAUUCUUACACGAUAGCCAAAAGAACCAUGGCGACAUUUUCACUAUCCGAUUCUUUCAUCAGCGGUUGACGAUCAUCGCCGACCCGCACAGCGUGGAGGCUAUGAGCCGUGAAAAGUGUUUCGAUUUCGACCCGAUCCAGAAGCAGGUUAACAUGAACGUCUUCAGUUUCGUCCUUGUCAAUGCCCGUAAAAUGAUCAAGGAGGCUGGAAAACGCGUCCGGGGUUCUCACUUGGUCACAGAAAUGCGACGGUAUGCGGUCCAUUUAGACGAGGCCUUUAACAAAGUCUCGCAGGGUAACAACAACAAGAACAACGGCUGCAUUAAGAAUGAUGAAGAUAGCAACAACAACACUGACAAAAGCAAUGCUCUUGUCAACAACAACAACAACAACAACGAUGCCAAGAGCCACUGUCAGGAAACUGACGGACUCAGAAAGUUCGUUUCCAAAACGAAUUUCGCAGCCAUGUUUUACACGAUUUUCGGUCGCAGUGACGAUCAGGUUUUUGAACCGCAAACCGUCUAUCAUUGUUUCGAUGUAUUCCACCGUUAUUUCAACUACCUCUGGCUUGGCUUGCCCAUCAAACUAUUUCCAAAAGCCAUCGAAGCCCUCACCGUUCUCUGCAAACAACCGUCUUCCAAGAAAAUUCUCGCCCGUGAAGAUUUAUCCGACUAUAUACGCUACUCUACUGAAUUUAUGCUUGCUCAUGGCCAAUCAGAACAAGAUAUUAUGGGUCACAACUUGGUCUAUUUACACGUCAACUACAACACAUUUCGUCUGUCUUUCUGGAAUAUGUAUUUCCUGCUAAGCCACAGAGAAGCUUACGAUGCACUUAAAAACGAAGUUUCCGGUAUGAUUCGCAAAAAAAUGGAGUCACGUGCUAGUGACGAAACUGGGCCUGUUGUCUUCAGCAUUAAAGAAAUCGAAGAAAUGCCAGUUCUCGACAGCAUCAACAGCGAGACCUUACGAUUGUGCAGUGGAGUUUUCAUGGUACGUUACGUCAACGAGGACUGCAAUUUCAAAAUGAACAACGGUCAAACGUUUCUUGUCCGAAAAGGUGACAGAGUCGCUGUUUAUCCACCAGCCAUUCAUAAAGACCCUGAAAUCUUUGAAGAUCCUAUGGAUUACAAAUAUGACCGCUUUGUCGAUCAGAAGUUCUACAAGAAUGGUAAACAGCUGAAGAAUCCAAUUAUGACCUUUGGCACACUCUGCCCUGGCAAGCGUUACGCAAUUCUCCAAGCCAAGUGGUACCUCGUAAGCCAAAUAAACAAAUUUGAAAUGUACAUUUGUAAUGGACAGACGGCCGAACUUGAUAUCAGCUACCAUGGACACGAAAUCCUUCCACCAGUCAAAGACAUAGAUAUCCAGUUCCGAUGUCGCGAAAAUUACCAAGAGAUUACUAUGCACUAACCAAAAAAAAAAAAAAAAAAAUUGCAGGAACCAGAAAACAAACAAAACCACCCCCAAAUUAAAAAAAAAAAACACACAUACACAAGACAAAAAAAAAAUACUAAAUCAAAAAAAAAAACAAUGAGAGGAAAUAAUAAAGGAAAAUAAAGACGAUGAGAAACAAAAACUUUGAGAGAAAGAGAGAGAGAGAGAGAGGAAGGAAAGAAAAGGAUAAAAGAAUUGAACUUGAUACAAUUUGAUAGGUGAUCGAAGAUGGGGCGGGGAAGGAGGAAUAGAGGGGAAACUUUUUUUUUUUGUGAAGAGAAAAAGGAAAAUUGAAGACAUUUUGAUCCAUCCAUUAUUUUUUAUCAUGCAAUCAGUCUUGCAUAUCGAUGCUUUCUAUCGAUCUUUCUAUCUACCAUCCGUUUCUAUUUAUCUAUAUCGCCCUCUCUUAUCUUUAUCUAGCUAUCCCGACUGACAACCUAUAUAUAUAUAUAUCUACUCUGUUCGUUAAUCCACGUUAAUCCAUCCAUCCAUUCAUUUCUCUGGUCAUUAUCGUUAGAUGCACGUGUGUAUACACACACACAAACAUAACAUACACCCUUCCACAUAGCUGUAUUUUUUUUUCAUACUCUGAUUGGUGCAUCCAUCCGCUCGCCAUUUAUCCAUCCAAUAUAUCUCCCCAUAUAAAAUGGCAAAUCUAAACAGCUAUGUCCCUAUAUUUAUUUAAACGUAAUCUUAACAAAAGGUUCUUAAUUUUUACACUAUUUAAUUUCUAUACAUUUUUUAAAAAGAAAUAAUUAAUUUUACAAGCGCAUAUACCAUAUUUAUUAAAUAACAUUUUUUACAGAAAUGAGCCAGACGGCUAAUUUUCUAUACUAUUUUAUUUUAAUUAUUUAUUUUUAUUUUGAAGACUCGAAUGUCUAUAAAGAGGGGGGAAAUCUGUGACAGAGUUUCAAUUCUUCACAUGACGAGUUCAUCGGGAGACAAAAACGAUAGUUAUAUUUAUAUCAAAAUCAAACGAUAAUAUAUAAUAAUUUGAUAUCUACAAGUAAAUUAUAAUUACAUAUCUAUUUUUAUGUGAUAAAUUACUAUUAUUAUAAUUAUAUUAUUAUUAUUAUUAUUUACUAUUUUCAAAUCCUACAGGGAUUUUGAAAAUCAUAUUUAAUUCAUACACAGAUUAACUAUAGAUGUGUGUAUGCAUAUAUAUAUAUAUAUAUAUAUAUAUAUAUAUAUAUAUAUAUAUAUAUAUAUAUAUAUUGUGGGAACCGAACCCUUUGAAAGGAAAUCGAUUAUUAUUAUUAUUAUUAUCGUAUGAGACCAGUAUGAUUUUUACUUGUGUGGGUGAAAUGCUAACCCACACUACUUUUAAGGAAAGCUAUUAGUACCGUCCUAAAAUAUAGACGCUUUGUAUUUGUGGGAGCGUAUUUACAUAUAUAUAUAUCUAUAUAUUAUACAUUAUAUUUAUGUGUGUGUGUGUGUGCUGAAGGGUCCCGAAAACUUCAUAUCUCCUCAAAAUCUUUACAUUCAUCCCACUAUUUAUAUAUAUAUACGAUAAUUUCCAUUAUUAAAUUUUUUUUUUGUUUUCAUCCGCCAAUAACUCCACCCCAUCCUUCUCUUGUCUGUCUGUUUUCCACCAGUUAUUUUUGAUUCAUUCAGCAGCCAUUUUAUUUAUUUUUUAUAUAGAUUUUCUUUUAAUAUUUGUUAAACUUUUUUAGCGAAUAUUUUUUUUUCUAUUUAAAAAAAAAUUGGGGGGGGGGGCUCGGCCAGCUUUUGUUUGUGCGGAGCUUUUAAGAACCGCAUUAUAUUUAAUAUACACUCAGACAGACAGCACAAUGUCUCUCUUGCAUGUAUGUAUAAUAUAUAAUAUAUAUAUAUAUAUAUAUAUACAUAUAUAUAUAUAUACACAUGCAGUAGUAAUUUGAAUUAUCACGGCUGAGUUUCAAGUUGGUUUGGGGGCGGGGUGUAUUUAUAGAGUUUUUAAAUUGUGUGUAAUUUACAGGAAUGGAGCAUCAGGAGUUGUGAACCUAUUAUCUGAUGCUGGAAU